Messenger RNA from Fomitopsis serialis, 462 nucleotides. RefSeq lists its product as uncharacterized. The record is from RefSeq and is a predicted model, not a curated record. Bases 1 to 462 code for a protein of 153 amino acids. Lineage: Eukaryota; Fungi; Basidiomycota; Agaricomycetes; Polyporales; Fomitopsidaceae. The transcript is spliced from 4 exons.
AUGGCCUGCCCACUACUAACAUACUUACACCAGCCUGAUGAGCCCGAGCCGAGCGAGUGCGAGCCCGCCCAGUGCCGCUCCGCGCAAGUCCGCCGAGUGAUAAUCCACAAGCGAGUAUGGUCGACACGCACGUUUCUCAUCCUGUGGAUGCUGCGCCACCUUGGCAUGCAACACUGGGACGAGGUGUAUGGCCCGAAGUACGAGAUGUCGACGAAGACGAAGUAUAUGCACCUGACGAGCCUCAGCAUACUGCGCACGGACCCACCAGCAUCGAAGACUUGGCUGUCUACGGAUUCCGGAUCACGAACCGACGUGCACUGGUACGACAGGGGCCAAUUCGCGGUACAUAACACGCCCAAGCCUGGCACCCGGUGCGACGUGCAAGGGCCCGCCGAGCAACAGCCGAGCGUACCCCAGGUCGAUGCGCAUACGCCCGUGAAGGAUGAGCAUGGUGCACUCUAG